AAAAUAAAAUUAGAUCAGAUACUCAAUCGAUGACGGGUAAUAGUCUCAAAUGCUCGCAAAUCGCUCGCUUCUCUUCAGAUAAUCAGAUCGCUGCUAAUUAUGUUUAUACUCGAAGACGACACUUCAUUCUACAUUCCCCGAUUUCUAACAGAUUGUUGCCGACAUCGCCAUCGAUCACCUGCGCGCUUCAGUUAUCCUCAUAGUGGAGUUUGAUCUUCGAGGUUUGUUUUGUAUGGACUAGUAAUCCAUCUUUAAUGGGGGAAUCAGACAAAUCGUAAUGUAAACAAUAGUAUAAUUAUGCUUGUUUCAUGAUUAGAUGAAUUAGUAGUGUAUAUCUUUAAUUAGAUGACUUUGUAGUGUAUAUCUUUUAAUUAAAUGAAUUUGGAGUUUAUAUCUGGAGAAUUUACCCUAAAUAGGACUAAAAACGUUUGUAAAUUCCAAAAUGGGACGGCCAUGUUUUUAAUUCCCAAAAUGGGACUAAUUACUGUCAUGUUUUGGCAGUACCAGACUUUAAACAUGACAAUAUUUUCCAAACUUGACAGUAAUUACUCCUAUUUUGGGAAUAAAAACAUGACAGUCCUAUUUUAGAAUUUACAAACGUUUUUGGUCCCAUUUCAGGAACUUUCCCUUAUAUCUGUAGUAGUGUAUAUCUUUUAAUUAGAGGAAUUUGGAGUAUAUUUGUAGUGUAUAUCUUUUAAUUAGAUGAAUUUGGAGCUUAUACCAAUUGUUAUUACAAGGACUUUUGAAAUAGUUAUCUAUUUCAAAAUGUAGCAGAAAACAGCCGCCAACAAACUACACAGCAAAAAAAUCAGGUGAAUUGAAUGGCCAAUGGCUUCAUGUUUAAAUCUAGGGGCUGAACAAAUCCCAUUUGACUAAAUUUGUACUAUAAAUGUAUUAAUAUGUAUGUACUUAAGGGCUUAAGUGAACCACCGUAGCCAUCUCAAUUCUCAAGGCAUUUGACCUUGCAUGCUUAUUAGGAAUAACCAGAUUAUUUGUAAAGGUUUUAUAUAUUACCUAAAUGUGUUUGCUCUCUGAGAAAAGGAAACUCAUCAUUAACAAAUAAAGUCAUAUUUACUCUCUCAUUCUUUUGAUUUUUCAUAUGUUCAUAAAUUAUCUCCAUUACCUUUACAAGGAAAUGAUUUUGUGACUUAUAUUGAUUCUUUAAUUUCUCUUUAAAUAAAGAGUUCAAACAAUAUUGAACUUAUAAAUAACUGUCCACGGUCAAAUGUAGUUAUGAGGAUGGAUCUAGUAGUAAUAAGUUUAAAUGGAUUUAGUUUACGUAACAGGAAAUGCUGGUAAGAUUCUAGCAUUAGUUGCCCUUAUCACAUACCUAUUCAUCACACUUUUGAUCUUCUUCAUAUUCUUAUUGUAGUAGAUGACCCGGCCUCAGUGGCGGAGCCAACGAUUCAUUUGAGUGGUGUCAAUUUUUUAAGCUAAAUUCUACUUCUAUGACACAAUAUUAAAAACUUUAUAUAUUGAUGAUUAUACAUUUUUCUUCAAUUAUUUGAGCCAAAAUUUCGGUUUUAAUACCAAAAUACCACCGUGCAUAUGCAACCUUUAGAUAAACUAAUCAGAUGGUCAAGAUUAGUUUAUAGUUAGUAAAUUAUGAGAGGUUUGUAUUUCAUCUCUUAUAUAUGUAUUUGACUUCGUGUGUGUGUGUAUUUAUAAUAGUUGGAAAUGAAUUAAUUAUUCCUAUAAUUUGUUUCACUAUUCUUAAAUGGUGAUCGUUUCGGUAUUAUCUAACAUUAUGUUCCCCUUAAAAUGUUGUACAUUUUUCUCAUCAUUGUUACUUUCAUGCACUUUAUAUAUUGAUAAGAAUUUUUAAUGUAGCUAAAUAAUAAAGUAACACUAUGAUAAUAAAUUCAUCAAAUAUUACAUGUGUGAAAGAAUGACUAUCUAGAUUUUAUGUUACACAUUAUCUUAUAUAAAUUUAGUGUCAACAUAAUAAUCUAUUAAUUCUUUCAUUUGGGGCCUUAAUCAUAGUUUUUUUUGUCAAGUUUUGAAUUCAGGCUUCGUUAUAUUUGUCUUGAAUAAAUAUUAUAGUGCAUCACUUAUUGAAAAGUGUAAAAGAUAUUAACCAUGGCUAAAUUUCAUUACAUGUAAUUUUGUUUUAGUUUAAUAAAUAUAUUUAGACCUUUUUUAAAAUAAUUUUGAAAUAAAUUAUUUACAAAAAUAUCAUUAAAAGUUACUAUAUUACCGUGUCAUGUUCUCCUAAGUGUAAAAAUUGAAAUAAGUUACUGAAUAUUUGACUCCUCACCCUCUCUCCUUUGAGGAGUCAUUCUGAGUGUUGCCCUGGUUCUAGAGUGAGAGAGUGUAGGAAUUGUGUUGGGUUUGUGCUCCGGCCACCGCCGACGGUCUCCUGGGAUACCUUUGAGUUCUUCACUCUGGGCUAGUGGGUUGGCGGGUUUCUCCAGUAGGUUCGUUUCUCUGUGAGGUUGAGUGCAGUGGUUGUUGUCCUUCCCUUUUCCCUUUUGAAGCCCUUUGGUGGUUGGAUGACGAGCAACCUUCGUGGUUUGGUGAUUGAGUUCUGAACCGGUCCUAAAUCUUUACACAAAGUAUUUUGAAGAAGGGGUAUGUGCAGAGUAUUGAAGGUCAGGUAUUAUCCAAACUCGGACUUUUUACAUGCUCAGGUGGGGUAUAACAAAUCUUUUAUCUGGCGGAGUAUUGUUGAGACUCAAAAUAUCCUCAAAAAUAACAUCCGAAGGAGAGUUGGGAAUGGGAUUGAGGUUCAGGUUUGGGCUGAUGCGUGGCUCCCGGGUGAGGGGGAGGGUCGGGUUUCGUCGACCAGACCAACUGGAAUUAGAGAUAUGAAUGUUGCUGCCCUUCGUGAUAUAACUGGGAAAAAAUGGAACGGGGAGAGAAUUUCUAAUAUUUUUAAUGCAGAUGACAGACGGAAGAUCUUGAGUAUACCCAUUAGUUCCUAUGACAGAAAGGAUGGGUACUGGUGGAACGGUGAGAAUAGUGGGAAGUUUUCAGUGAAAAGAUGUUACCGUUUGCUUAUAGGGAAGUUGCAGACCGGGGACGGGACUGAUUGGGCUCGGUUAUGGGAGUUGCAUAUCCCACCGAUGCUAAAAUAUUUUGCCUGGCAAGCUAUUGAUGGCUCUCUUCCUACGGUUGAUAAUCUGAGGAAAAAAUGUGUGCAGGUUCUUGACGGGUGUAAAGUGUGUGACGAUUCGGGGUGGUUCGGUACGGUCUACCGAAUAUUUUAUCGCAUACCUUUACCAUACCGUAAGCUUUCAGGAUGCAAAAAUACAUACUGUUACCAUACCGAAAUUUUGGUAUACCUUGUUUCGGUAUACCGAAAUUUCGGUACGGUAUCGGUAAAUUAUCAUGAUUUAAUGUAACAAAUUAUUAUAUGUCAAAUGAAAUAAAGAAAAUCAGUGUUAACAGUGAUAUGCUAAAAUCAUUAAUGAAAUUAAUUAUAAAAUACCAAUGAGAUUAUUCAACUUUGAACAAAAAAUAUUAUAAAUAUGUAUAGAUAUUUCAACACAUGAUAUACGAAGAUAACAACACAUUUUGCUAAAAUAAUUUAAACAACAUAAAUAUAAAUAAAAUAACACCGAUCUCAAACAAAAAAGUACAAAUAAUUCAAGAAACAUGGAUUUAAAGUCAUUUAUCCUUGAAUUAGUGUUGUGUUUCUAGUUAUUUUUAUAAUUUUAAGGAAAUUAUUGGCUUGGAAUUACGGUAUGACGGUAUACCGGUAUACCACUUAUUUCCAAAAUAUAUACCGAUACCAUACCAAAGGUCCAAAGUGAUUCGGUAUGGUAUCAUACCGUACCAAAAGUGUCGGUAUACCAAACAUUACGCUAAAUUCGGUAUUUUUCGAUAUGGUUAGUCCGGUAUACCGAAAUUUCGGUAUUUUUUCCCACCCCUAGUGACGAUGUGGUUGAGGAUACUGAUCAUGUUUUUCGGGUUUGUGAAAGAGCAAAAGAGGUCUGGAGAAAGGUGGGUGUGGAUUUGGGCAGCCCGGUAGAGUCAGUGAAUAUGUGGUUUUGGCGGCAUCUGGGCGGACCAUGUAACACCGUCCCCAAAUCAGUGGCAGAACUAGGGGGAGCGAGCCGGUGCUGCCGCCCCCUGUUCGCCGGAGCUUAUAAUGUGUAUAUAUAUGUAUAUGUAUAGAUUCAACCCCGUCUCAGAAAUAGUAAUAAAUACUAACGAACCCGGUUUUGAAGUAAUGGUUGUAGUAUCAUGAUGGUAAGAGGGGCGCGGCAGAGGUGUGGGGGACGCAGGUUCGAUUCCUGCUGCCCCAUUUUUAAUUACUAUGUACUCCAAUUAAAUUUCCUCUACUUUUCUCUUAACAUUUUGGGAUGGUAUUAGUUUUAAUAUUUUUAUACCACUCCAGAUUUCUUUUACUUUUAUGUUACAUUUAUAUUUUUACAAUUCAAAAUAUUUAUUUUUUUACUUCUUCCAAUAUUAUUAAAAUAUUAUUUACAUUUUCUAUUUAGUGCAAUAGUAGUAACAAAUGACCCUUAACUAUUUCUUUCCUAUUUAAACAUUGACCUAAAUCAUUUUACAAGGAGUUUAUCAGGAAUGUUUUCAACACGACUUGAAUUUUAACAUAGUUA
Messenger RNA from Cuscuta epithymum, 4565 nucleotides. Lineage: Eukaryota; Viridiplantae; Streptophyta; Magnoliopsida; Solanales; Convolvulaceae. The record is from the annotation of a GenBank genome assembly.